Populus euphratica (Euphrates poplar) is the source of this 2911-nucleotide messenger RNA. RefSeq lists its product as uncharacterized. The record is from RefSeq and is a predicted model, not a curated record. Lineage: Eukaryota; Viridiplantae; Streptophyta; Magnoliopsida; Malpighiales; Salicaceae. The coding region runs from base 853 to 2475 and encodes 540 amino acids. The transcript has a single exon.
CACCAAGAAACGGUGAGUCUAUCGUUUCAUGAUGUACCUCCUCAGAUAAAAACAAUUGCUGCGAUGGGACAAUCCUAGUCUAUGGGUGCAGCAGAAGGGCAGGUGGAUUUUAUCUAAAAAUAAAAUGGGAAGUGGUUUAAUAAAUACUAAUACCAUAACAUGAAUCGAAAAGCAACUCUGACAAUUUACUUCAAUCACAAGCAAUCACAUGAUCAAAUCCCAAAUCAUUUUGUGGCCAAAAUUGUCCCUAUCCAAUGCAAGCGAGUACAGUUUUAUGCGGAUUUUAAGCUCACCAGCGAGUAUGACUCCAUUCCUAUAACUUGGCUUCCUUUCCAUGCAAGGGUUUCUCUCCUUGUAAAUACUUACAAGGUCAUUAUAUUAGAGAGAGGGAGAGAGGGAGAGAGGGAGAGAGGCUUCCUUUUGUUUUUCUGUGGCUUCUUUGUGCAUUUUGGCAUUUUCAAAGCAGAGUCAUAAAACCCAUCACUUUCACUUCAAUUUCUCUCUCGCAUUGCAUAUGCUUGCAAAGAAACUACUCCACCAGAGAGGCAGAGCAAUAGAACAGGGGCAAGGGAUCACUCUUUGUAUGGGCUUUUUAACUUUUCUUAAUUGGCUUGAUUAGAUCACAAAAACCCACGCCGUCCCCUCUUUUAUCCCUUCUAAAACCAAGACUUCACAAAACUAGGCUCUAAAUUUAGGUUCUUUUUCAUCUGGGUUUCGUUGACUCCUCUGUUAUUCCCCAACUUUCUGGUGUGUUUGUUUCCCUGAUUGUCAAAGAAGUAUCUUUUGCCAUUUUUCUUGAGAAAUUUGAGGUUUUGCUUGGUUUCUGAUCUGGGGUUUCUUUUGUUUGCACAAAUGAAGAAGAAUCAAGAAAAGGUGCACGUAUGCAAGUUAUGCAAGAAGAGUUUCUUGACCGGGAAAAUGUUGGGUGGUCACAUGAAGAUUCAUGGAGCUAGAAAAUCAAUUAAAGAAUAUGUCAAGUUUGAAAGCAACAACAUGGGUUCUGAAUGUCACGGCCUAAGAGAACAGCCCAAGAAAUCUUGGAAAUUCUCAGGCUUGAAUCAUGAUGGUAGUGUUUCAAUGCAAGAAACAGCGAAAUGUAGAGUCUGUGGCAAAGAAUUUGGGUCGCCAAAAUCCCUCCAUGGCCACAUGAGGCAUCACUCUGCUAAAGAAAGGAAAGGAGUUUACUGUGAAGAAUGUGGCAGAGGGUUUCUGUCAUUGAAAUCUCUAAGCAAUCACAUGAGGCUGCAUCAUAAGAAGUUGAGGGUCUCAAGUUCAGGGCCUAAUCUGGUUGUUAUGGCCUUAUCUGCUACUGAGACUGUGAAUCUUGUGAGAAGAAAGCGAUCUAGCAGAAUGAGAUGCAAGAUUACUCCCAAUUCUUCUUUUUCUAGAUCGAAUGAAUCUGUAUCUGGUUUUGAUAUUGAGCAAGAAGCUGAGGAGGUGGCUAUCACAUUGAUUAUGAUGUCUAGGGGUGAAUGUAAUGGGUUUGAUUCGUUGUGUCAAAGUAAGCGAAUUAAGAGAGGUGAGGGUUAUCAUGGUUUUGAUGGUAAUGGAUUUGUAAGGCCAAAGAAAACCGGAGAGUAUUAUUUAGAUUCUUGUGAUUUGGAUUGUAAAAUUAGUAUAUCUAGUGGUGCGGCAAAUCAAGUUAGAUUGGAAGUUCCCAUGGAGAGUUUUCAUAAGGAUGUUGAAUCCAAGAGCCCUCAAUUGGAUGACGAAUCAGUUGAAUUCUGUGGUAAUGAGAUAGAGAAGGGAGGUCACGGUGAAUUGAUUACCAGUUGCACUGUAGCUGAAUCAAGUCUAGAUCUGAUGGGAGGAGUUGGAUUGGACGCUGCUCGUUUGGGAUUUCAGAAAUCUAUUCCAAUCAAGCAAGCAAGCUUUGAUGCUUCUGAUGCGGAGAUGGGACAGGAUGCUCGCCUUCAGAUGGUAGUAACUACAGAUUCUGAUAUCACGGAAAGUCCGAGCAAAAAAGGUAAUUUCAGGUGCAGAAUCUGCAAUAGAAACUUCAUCAGUUAUCAGUCACUUGGGGGUCAUCAAACAUUCCAUAGAAAGAGCUCCAUAGGGUUGAAGACUGAUAGCUGCAAAAGGGAUAUCCAGGCUAUUUUUUCUCCUGAAACUAAGGCUACAGGAAAACUUGUCAAGAUUGACUGUAUUCAGGAAUCAGUGAAGCAGGAAACUGAUGGAGUCAUUGUAAAAGAUUGCGAGUCAAAGGAGGGUAAGGAGCACAAAUGCCCAAUCUGCUUUAAAGUUUUUCUUUCCGGCCAAGCUUUGGGAGGUCACAAAAGGGCUCAUUUUCCUAAGGCCAGAGAAGAACAGAACAUUGCAGUGAACCGAGAGGUUUCUGAUAUCUGUAAUGUUUUCACUAUUAAUGUCCCAUACACAGCUGCUCCAGAGGUCAGUAAUGAUGUUCGGUGCGAGUCAUGGUGGCCUGCCAAUUCCCACAAGCAUGAGCCACUGGUGGUGGGUCUUAUAGCCAACUAAGAUGCGUAAUGAUGCCUAUACCUUCCUUCUUAAGAGUUUCAAGAAUGUAGAGACAGGAUGGUGCAUUUCAUUUCUGGUUCAAGGAUAGUUCAUUCAGAGGUAGAUUCUCUUAGCUACUGUCGCUUAGAAAGUCUCAAUUGCACAAACGUGGUUUUUGCUUCCUUUUCCUUAUAAUUUCAUCUAUGAACAGAAGAGGCUUCAUUGUUGAGAAUCUGAAGCUCAUUGGCCAAUUCUCUACGGAAUUUUGAGUGGUGUAGGAGGACUUGUUUUGCUUCCUUUUCAUUGUUGUUUUCGUACUAGUAUGCCAAUCGGAACAGAUGAACAGAAACGUUAUUGUUGAUCUAGACCGAUUUCCCAAUUUUUGUCUACCAUUCUUUUGUAGUAAUGGAGAACAGAAAGCAGUUCUAGAAGCAUAAAAUCUCAGUAGUUUGGUUUA